Gorilla gorilla gorilla (western lowland gorilla) is the source of this 1305-nucleotide messenger RNA. RefSeq names its product LLP homolog, long-term synaptic facilitation factor (gene LLPH). The record is from RefSeq and is a predicted model, not a curated record. Gene Ontology annotation, biological process: dendrite extension. The transcript is spliced from 3 exons. Gene Ontology annotation, molecular function: RNA binding. The coding region runs from base 128 to 517 and encodes 129 amino acids. Lineage: Eukaryota; Metazoa; Chordata; Mammalia; Primates; Hominidae. Gene Ontology annotation, cellular component: nucleolus.
CUUGAGACAUUUUGUCUCCCGGCGUGCAAUGCGUCCGCCCCGGGUGGCCUCCGCCCGGAAGACGGAAGUGCAAAGACUUCCGGUCGGCGUGAGCCUGAGGUGUGUGUGUUCGUUUCUCAGGUAAAACAUGGCUAAAAGCUUACGGAGUAAGUGGAAAAGAAAGAUGCGUGCUGAAAAGAGAAAAAAGAAUGCCCCAAAGGAGGCCAGCAGGCUUAAAAGUAUUCUCAAACUAGACGGUGAUGUUUUAAUGAAAGAUGUUCAAGAGAUAGCAACUGUGGUGGUACCCAAACCCAAACAUUGCCAAGAGAAAAUGCAAUGUGAGGUAAAAGAUGAAAAAGAUGACGUGAAAAUGGAGACUGAUAUUAAGAGAAACAAAAAGACUCUUCUAGACCAGCAUGGACAGUACCCAAUAUGGAUGAACCAAAGGCAAAGAAAAAGGCUGAAGGCAAAGCGAGAGAAAAGAAAGGGGAAAAGCAAAGCAAAAGCAGUGAAAGUGGCAAAGGGUUUGGCCUGGUAGACUCUUAAAACCUUGGGAAAUGCCACAUGGGAUAGAUGACGGAUUAGAAUGUAUACACAUGUAUACUUUGAUUUCAACUGCCACCAAAUGAAAACCAUUUGUUUUCCUAUUUUAACUUGGCCUUUUUUCUUCAAUUCAAACCCAGCAUAACUCCUCAAGUUUGUUUUGGGAACUUGAAUAAAAUAUUUUCUUUGAUACAUCCAAGCUCUACUGAUACUUUAAUUGGAUGCUACCCAAUAUCCAGUUAUAAUCAGGCCUCAACGUUCUGUCAGGUAUUAAUAUGGUUAGAAUUGUUCUUACAACUGGUAAUUAUAGUCAAUAGAGAUAAAACAGAUGAUGUACUGACAAAUUUUUGUGAACUUAGAUUUUAAAGAAAGUUGUUGUAUAAUCAUAUCAUUUAAAAAUACUACAUUAGGGCUGGGCAUGGGGGCUCACACCUGUAAUCCCAGCACUUUGGGAGGCCGAGGCAGGUGGAUCACGAGGUCAGUUCAAGACUAGCCUGGCUAAUACGGUGAAACCCCAUCUCUACUAAAAAUACAAAAUUAGCCGGGCAUGGGGGCGCGCACCUGUAGUUCCAGCUACUCGGGACGCUGAGGCGGGAGAGUUGCUUGAACCCAGGAGAUGGAGGUUGCAGUGAGCCGAGAUUGCCCCACUGCACUCCACCCUGGGCAAUGGAGUAGGACUCUGUCUCAAAAAAAAAAAAAAAAAAAAAAAUACAAUAUUAAUGGAUCUUAUAAAGUACUUGUGUGGAGCUUUGAUUCCACAGAAUAAAAGAUAUUUUGUGUGUA